GUGUCCUUCAGCACCAUGCCCAACGACCGCAAGAUCAACAGCACGGCUGCCUGCAUCUCCUUCAUGCUGGAGGGCUGCGAGCUGAAGAAGGUGCGCUCCAACUCCCGCAUGUACAGCCGCUUCUUCGUGCUGGACGCUGACAUGCGCUCCGUGCGCUGGGAGCCCUCCAAGAAGGACUCGGAGAAGGCCAAGAUCGAGAUCAAGUCGGUCAAAGAGGUGCGCGUGGGCAAGAAGACGCCUGUCCUGCGCAGCAAUGGCCUCUCCGACCAGUUCCCAGAUGAGUGCGCCUUCUCCAUCAUCUAUGGAGACAACUAUGAGUCCCUGGACCUGGUGGCCAGCUCGGCCGAUGUGGUGAGCGCCUGGGUGAUGGGGCUCCGGUACCUGGUGUCCUAUGGGAAGCACACCCCCGAGGCACCCGGGACCAGCCACCCCAGCCUCCGGACCUCCUGGAUCUCCUCCGUCUUUGACCUUGCUGACCUGGAGAAGUCUGGCCGCAUCCCUGUGUCCCGGGCCGUGCAGCUGAUCAAAGCGCUCAACCCGGGCAUGAAGACCUCCACCAUCGAGCUGAAGUUCAAGGAGCUGCAGAAGGCCAGCGAGCGUCCUGGUGCAGAGGUGGCCUGCGACCUCUUCGUGGAGGUGUACUGCGAGCUCUGCACCCGCCCCGAGAUCUUCUUCCUGCUGGUGCAGUUCUCCAGCAACAAGGAGUACCUGGGUCUGAAGGACCUGCUGAUGUUCCUGGAGGUGGAGCAGGGCAUGGAGGGGGUGACGGAGGAGAAGUGCUUGGAGAUCGUUGGCAAGUACGAGCCCUCCAAGGAGGGCCGGGAGAAGGGCUACCUGGCCAUCGACGGCUUCACGCGCUACCUGCUCUCCGCCGACUGCUCCAUCUUCGACCCGCAGCACCGCAAGGUGUGCCAGGACAUGGCGCAGCCCCUCUCCCACUACUACAUCAGCUCUGCCCACAGCGCCUGCCUGCUGGAGGACAACUUCUGGGGCCGCUCGGACAUCAGCGGCUACAUCAGUGCCCUGGGCCUGGGCUGCCGCAGCAUCGAGCUGGUGCUGUGGGACGGCCCCGAGGGCGAGCCCGUGGUCUACACCAGCCCCUCGGCCGCCUCCUGCGUGCCCUUCCGCGCCGUGGUGGGGCUGAUCGACCAGCACGCCUUCGCCGCCUCUGCCUACCCCCUCAUCCUCUGCCUGGUGGUGCGCUGCUCGGCCGCCCAGCAGCGCCUCGCCGCCCAGUGCCUGCGCAAGACGCUGGGGGAGAAGCUGUACCUGGAGCCCCCCAACCCUGCCGCGUCCUACCUGCCCUCUCCAGAGCAGCUCAAGGGCCGCAUCCUCAUCAAGGGCAAGAAGCUGCCGCCCGGCUGCGAGGACAGCGAGGGGGAGGUGUCGGAUGAGGAGGAAGGCUGGGAGCUGGCACGGCGGCUGGGCCAGGAGGACCGGGAGACGCCAGAGGGAGGUGGCCCACGGCGGGUGCGCCUCAGCCGGGAGCUCUCGGAGCUGGUGAGCCUCUGCCAGGCUGUCCCCUUCCAGGACUUCGAGAGCUCGCGGCGCGGGCAGCGCUACUGGGAGAUGUGUUCCUUCAGCGAGGUGGAGGCGGGACGCUUCGCCAACGAGUGCCCGGCCGAGCUGGUGAGCUACAACAAGCGGUUCCUCUCCCGCGUCUACCCCAGCCCCAUGCGCAUCGACGCCAGCAACAUGAACCCCCAGGACUUCUGGAAGUGCGGCUGCCAGAUGGUGGCCAUGAACUACCAGACGCCAGGGCUCAUGAUGGACCUGAACACAGGCUGGUUCCGGCAGAACGGGGCCUGCGGCUACGUCCUCCGCCCCGCCAUCAUGCGGGAGGAGGUCUCCUACUUCAGUGCCAACGCCAAGGACUCCUUGCCCGGGGUGCCUGCCCAGCUCCUGCACCUCAAGGUCAUCAGUGGGCAGAACCUGCCCAAGCCCAAGGGCUCGGGGGCCAAGGGGGAGGUGGUGGAGCCCUAUGUCUGCGCCGAGAUCCACGGCAUCCCGGCCGACUGCGCCGAGCACCGCACCAAGACGGCCCUGCAGAGCGGGGACAACCCCGUCUUCGACGAGAGCCUGGAGUUCCAGAUCAACCUGCCGGAGCUGGCCGUCCUGCGCUUCGUCGUGCUGGACGACGACUACAUCGGGGACGAGUUCAUCGCCCAGUACACCAUCCCCUUCGAGUGCCUGCAGCCAGGCUACCGCCAUGUCCCCCUCCAGUCCCUGGCCGGGGAGCCCCUGCCCCACGCCACCCUCUUUGUGCACGUGGCCAUCACCGACCGCCGCGGCGGGGGCAAGGGGCACCGCCGGGGGCUGGCGGGGCGCCGGGGCCGCCGGGUGCGGGAGUACACCUCCACCAAGGCCACCGGCAUCAAGGCCAUCGAUGAGGUCUUCCGGACAGCCACCCAGCCACUGCGGGAGGCCACUGACCUGCGGGAGAACGUGCAGAACGCGCUGGUCUCCUUCAAGGAGCUGUGUGGGCUGACGCCCGCCGCCAACAUGAAGCAGUGCAUCCUGACGGUGGCCGCGUGGCUGCUGCACAACGACAGCGCGCCCAGCGUCACCCUCAACCUGGCAGAGCAGUACCCCCCCAUGGAGGCCCAGGGCCCCAUCCCGGACCUGCUGCGCAAGGUCCUCACCGCCUAUGAGACGAUGAUCCAGACGAGCCGGACGCUGAUCGAGUCCGCCGACGCAGUGUACGGCAAGCUCAUCCAGGCGCAGCAGGCAGGCAUGGACUUCCACAAGGAACUGCACCGCAUCGAGGCCAAGGAGGGGCUGCGGGGGCGCAAGCUGCAGAAAGCGCUGGAGAGCUUCGCCUGGAACAUCACCGUCCUGAAGGGCCAGGCUGACCUCCUCAAGCACGCCAAGGCUGAGGCGCUGGACAACCUCUGGCAGAUCCACAACGCAGGACAGUCCUGCGGCAUCGGCAGGAACGGCUCGGCCUCGCCGGAGCCCUCCCGGCUACGCACCCCGCUGGAGCCCAUCCCCGAGACGGAAGGAAGCGGCGACACGGCAUCCUGCUGA
Messenger RNA from Haliaeetus leucocephalus (bald eagle), 3027 nucleotides. RefSeq names its product inactive phospholipase C-like protein 2. Gene Ontology annotation, molecular function: phosphatidylinositol-4,5-bisphosphate phospholipase C activity. NCBI's taxonomy places the organism in Eukaryota, Metazoa, Chordata, Aves, Accipitriformes, Accipitridae. The record is from RefSeq and is a predicted model, not a curated record. Bases 16 to 3027 code for a protein of 1003 amino acids. The transcript is spliced from 5 exons. Gene Ontology annotation, biological process: lipid metabolic process; intracellular signal transduction.